Cydia amplana is the source of this 559-nucleotide messenger RNA. RefSeq names its product UPF0587 protein GA18326. Gene Ontology annotation, molecular function: zinc ion binding. The transcript has 3 exons. The coding region runs from base 49 to 534 and encodes 161 amino acids. NCBI's taxonomy places the organism in Eukaryota, Metazoa, Arthropoda, Insecta, Lepidoptera, Tortricidae. The record is from RefSeq and is a predicted model, not a curated record.
UGUCGUUCGCCUUUGUCGGUGUUUAUUUCCCGUUCAAAACCUCUCAAAAUGGUUAAAAUCGCCCUCCAAAUCAGAGCCAACUUGGAAUGUAUCGAGAAGCUUUAUACCAACCAUCCACACUACCAAUGGUUCUUAAAACUGAAGUGUAGUAGCUGCGGCGAAGUGUCCGAAAAGUUCCACGACCUCACGGAGGCCGACAAAGUGCCUCAGAAGCACAACCGGUCCGAAACGAACCUGCUGAUAAAGUGUAAACUGUGCUCCAGGGAAAAUAGCAUGGAUGUUAUUGAAGGCAGCAACGGUGCAUUUACAAAUGAAGAUGCUGGCAAAUUCAAGACGCUCGUAAUAUUUGACUGCAGAGGAGUGGAGCCGGUUGACUUUGAACCUAAAUCUGGCUGGAUUGCAGAGGCCGAAGAAAAUGGUAAAAAGUUUGAAGAUGUCGAUCUGACAGAGAAGGAGUGGGUGGAGUAUGAUGAGAAGAACCAGACCUCCGUCGGAGUGUAUGAGCUGGAGUGGCAGUUCCUCAAAGUCAAAUAAGUGCUUUUCAUUUUAUCUUAUUAUA